Molecule: messenger RNA, 1092 nt
Organism: Acanthopagrus latus (yellowfin seabream)
Lineage: Eukaryota; Metazoa; Chordata; Actinopteri; Spariformes; Sparidae
Gene: ccdc90b
Product: coiled-coil domain containing 90B
Exons: 9
Coding region: 89-805 (238 amino acids)
Cellular component (GO): mitochondrion
Source: RefSeq, a predicted model, not a curated record
UGGACUCUGACUCGGAUCAGUUGGACUCUCAGGAGCUUCAGAGUUUCCGUGAACUUGACAAAAAGUCAGACACGCAGCAGCUUCCGGCAUGAACGCGCUGCUGCGGCGGUGUCACGUGCUGCGGGUCGGUGCGUGGAGAGACUUCCACCUGACGGCUCCCUCGGCGACCUUUGACCUCAGGAAAGUUGAAUUGACGCCUCUGGAGCAGCGAAAGCUGACCUUCGACUCCCACAGCAUGGUGAGGGAGCUGGAGAGCAGCGGUUUUGAGAAGCGUCAGGCGGAGCUGAUCGUCUCGGCUCUGGUCACCCUGACGACGGCCAACAUGGACAUCGUUUAUAAAGACAUGGUGACCAAAGCUCACCAGGAGAUUGCACUGCAGCAGAUCGUGGCUCACCUGGACUCCAUCAGGAAGGACAUGGUGAUCCUGGAGAAGAGCGAGUUCGCCAGCCUUCGAUCUGAGAACACGAAAAUGAAGCGAGAGCUGGAGCAGCUGCAGAACAGACUGAAGGAGGAGACGCUGAGAGUCCGAGCAGAAACCAAACUGGACAUCAACCUGGAGAGCAGCCGGAUCUCUGACAUGUUUACUGAGCAGGAGAAGAAGCUGAUGGAGGCCAGCACAGACUUCCACCACAAGAAAGCCGACCUGGAGCACGACAACAUGGAGAUCAACAAGAAGAUGGACCUGCAGGUGGCCUCGCUCAAAACGGUUCUGGAGUCUCUGAAACUGGAGACGAUCCGAUACCUGGCAGCCACCGUCUUCUCCUGCCUGGCCAUCGCUCUGGGAGUCUACCGGCUGUGGAGGUGAAGGAGCUGAACUCGUCUCCAUCCUCCACACAAAGUAGUUCCAGUGAAAACGCUUCGAUAUCUGAGUUCAAAACAUGUUGCUGCUAUAAAAUAUCACAAUUUAACUUUAAAGCAACAAAAAGCCAAUUUCAGUUCAUCUCCUCUGUAGUUUACUUCAGUACAACACAGUCAGAGUACUCGGAUACAAACAGACCUGAAUGUUACUUCAGUAGAAGUACACAAGUAUUAACAGCUCACAGUUCUACAUGUAAACAUCCUGCAUUUUAAAAUCCCACUUCAGUAAAAGUA